Trypanosoma theileri is the source of this 1587-nucleotide messenger RNA. RefSeq names its product tubulin-specific chaperone E. The coding region runs from base 1 to 1587 and encodes 528 amino acids. Gene Ontology annotation, molecular function: protein binding. The transcript has a single exon. The record is from RefSeq and is a predicted model, not a curated record. NCBI's taxonomy places the organism in Eukaryota, Euglenozoa, Kinetoplastea, Trypanosomatida, Trypanosomatidae.
AUGGCGACUGCUGGGGCCACGAGUUUUCUUGACGCGCUGCGCAGCCGCUAUGGCGCCCCAGACGAUCGCGACUCGUACGCCCCGGACGCAUUUCUCAUCGGCGGCGGCCGGCGGGCGAAGUCGUGGGAACUCGUCGGGAUGGACGCGGCCCGCCGCCGGCAGGGCGACCACGCGCGCCUCGAGCACGUCGUCCUGCGGGCGAUGGGCGUCUCCGUCGGCGAGCACAGCCCCGGCGAAAUGGCCGCCGCCGCCCUUCACCGCCUGCGGGAAGUGGAUCUCUCGGAGAACCCCGACCUCCGCCUCCCAGAGGUUGCAGCCAUCGUUCAACACCUCCCCGCUCUCAAUGUACUGCAGCUCUCAGACACCCCAGAGCUGCUGCGCCAAGAAGAAAACGCCUCCGUGGAGGCACCGGGAGGGAGAGUGUUGCCGCAGGUUCUUGCCUCGGCACACUUGACCAAACUCGUUCUCCAUAACGUUGGACUUCGUUCCAUUUGGCAAUUACGUGCCUUGGUUGAUCUUCCAGCCUUGGAAGAACUCCAUCUUGAUCGAAACGGCAUCCAACGUCUCACCCUCUUCGCAGAUGGUGAGGUUAUACCCCCUAAUUACACAUCCACAAAAGAUGAGAAUAAUAAUAAUAACAAUAAUAAUAAUAAUAAUAAAGAAAAAAACGAACAAAAUAACGUUCAUGUAGAAGGCUUUUCUUGGUUUCCACACGUAACUACGUUAAGCUUAGCCCAAAAUGAGUUAUCAUCUUGGGGACCUGAAAGUGGUUUAAAUGAGGUGUUAACAACGGCAUUUCCGCUCCUGACGAGACUAUUUCUCACGGGGAAUCAUAUGCCAAACUUACACCCAUCUGAAGAUCUCAAGAGAGACGCAAAUGAUUACGCCUACCUUCAACCAUUAGAGCUUUUAUGUGUUAAAGAUAAUUCAACUAUCACUGACCCAUGUACACUGGACGCGUUGCGAGAACUGUGUCCACAUCUUCAUACUUUCCGUAUUACAUACAGUUCUAUAUUCCCACAAUGGAAUGAGACAUUGGGACGGAUGUAUGUUGUGGCAUCAUUACCUACUAUUACGACCCUUAAUAGAGGACAAGUGCGACCAAAGGAACGUCUUGAUUCAGAGAUAUUUUACAUACAACGUGGUUUGGCAACUUUGAAAGAACAAGAACAGCAACAACAACAACAACAACAACAACAACAAACGGCAGGUGCAAAACUUAGCUAUCCAUUACUGAAUGUCCUUCGAGAAAAGCACAAGGAUACUAUUCUCGCCAUUCACCGCGAUGGUGAAACGGCAAGUCAGGAUGGCAUUACGCACGUUAUGUUGCAUCUAACUAUCCGUUGUGAUGGUUUUGAGGAUGUAAAGAAAACAGUACCAAACUCUAUAACUGUAGGAAAACUCAAGGCGCUCGUACGUGUUAUUUUUAGCAUCGCCCCAUCCGACCAGCAACUGUCAUUUUUCACAGGUGAUAGUGGAGUAGUUGAACGGGGUACAGAGCUAGAUAACGAGAUACAAAGUCUUGCCUUCUAUGGGAUAUGUGAUGGAGCUGUUAUUCGGGUUGUUGAUACUUCUCUUCGACGGUGA